AUGACAUUAACCGCCACCAUCGCCAUCAGCAAUUCCACUUGUGGUGGCGGCGUCCUCUCAAUAAGAACAUCAUCCACUCCCAAUCCAUCAUCAUUAUUAAUAUCUUCGUUUUCCGAUUCCACUUCCACGUCAGUUUGGUUCAGGUCCCCAUCCACUCCUACUCCGAUUACUACUAGAUCGUCUGCUGCUCCAAUCUCACUUCCCAUUCGUCGCUCUCUUCUUCCAUGCGUGGCUGCCGCCAUGGAUAGUGGUGGAAUCCCAAGCUUGUAUCCGUUGCACCGGUGUAAAACUAUUCACCUGGUGAGGCAUGCUCAAGGAAUCCAUAAUGUUGAUGGAGAUAAGAAUUAUAAAGCGUACAUGUCUCCUGAGUAUUUUGAUGCUCACCUAACUCCACUUGGCUGGCAACAGGUGGAAAACUUACGGAAGCAUGUUCAUGAAAGUCGGCUUCUGGAUAGGAUUGAACUUGUCGUUACAUCUCCAUUGUUGAGGACUAUGCAGACGGCCGUCGGGGUCUUUGGUGGUGAUGGUUACACAGAUGGAAUGAAUGUGCUACCUCUGAUGGUGGCUAAUGCGGGAAAUAGUGACCGUGGUGCAAUAUCAAGUCUUAAUAGUCCUCCUGUUGUUGCAGUAGAACUUUGUCGAGAGCAUUUGGGUGUUCAUCCAUGUGAUAAGAGGAGAAGUAUUGGAGAGUAUCAAUGCCUCUUUCCGGCUGUUGAUUUUUCGCUGAUAGAAAGUGAUGAAGAUACCUUGUGGAAACCCGACGUAAGGGAAACUACAGAAGAACUUGCUUCAAGGGGAAUGAAUUUCUUUAACUGGUUGUUGACUCGAAAGGAGAAAGAGAUUGCUGUUGUCACUCAUAGUGGGUUCUUGUUUCACACAUUGACUGCAUUGGGUAAUGACUGUCACCCUCUGGUGAAGAAAGAAGUCUCAAAGCAUUUCGGUAACUGUGAGCUUCGCUCAAUGGUCCUUGUGGAUAAAAGCAUGAUUGGAUCAGACAUCUCAAUAACCAACUAUACUGGGAAAAUUCCUUCUGGACCCGACUUACCUAGCGAUGUAGCAGAUAAGAAAGUUCAAGAAAAUGGAGACACUAAAUGA
Messenger RNA from Oldenlandia corymbosa var. corymbosa, 1095 nucleotides. The record is from the annotation of a GenBank genome assembly. Lineage: Eukaryota; Viridiplantae; Streptophyta; Magnoliopsida; Gentianales; Rubiaceae.